Macrosteles quadrilineatus (aster leafhopper) is the source of this 2341-nucleotide messenger RNA. RefSeq names its product myosin-11-like. NCBI's taxonomy places the organism in Eukaryota, Metazoa, Arthropoda, Insecta, Hemiptera, Cicadellidae. The transcript is spliced from 12 exons. The annotation marks the transcript as partial. The record is from RefSeq and is a predicted model, not a curated record.
AUUUAAAUCCUGUGGAACGGAAACAGUCUCCUUUAAAUCUGUUGACGACUUGGCUGUGAAAUAUAUUAAAGAGUUCUUCCCAGAGAUAAUAAAGGAGAAGAAAUUCAAUUUGAAAAAUGAAGAUGAUGCCCUGAUUUUAAUCUCCCUGCUUAUGUACUCAACAUGUAUCAAGUUAAAGAUUGAAGAAUUCGUUACAAAAACCUGUUCAAUCAAGUUGGAAAAUAAUCAUGAAGAGAUACUUAAGCAAUUUUUUGAGUUGAUGCUCAAAAUUGAAAAUGGACUUUUCACAAGAAAAAACAUAAUGAAUAUCAUUCAGCAAUGCUUUGAGCCUGAGGUUGUACCUGUUGGAAGAGCAUCUCUCUCACCUUCACAAAAGAAUUGUCUUAAAGAAUUUCUUGGGUCACCAUCUCUUCAAGAAAAAUACAAAAAGAACAAAGAGGUAAAUGAUGUCAGACAUCUUAAUCAAUUACUUCAAGAGGAAAACGCUGAAUUGUUGUCAGAACGAGACCUUCUGUCAACAAAGAAUCAACAACUUGAUUCAUCUGUACAAAAGCUUCAAAUUCAGCUGAGCGAAAAAACGCAAGAAAUUAUUUCCUUAAAGGAAGAGUUGAAGCUGCAUGAAGACAGAGGCACCACUCAAAAUGCACUCAAUAAAAUUGAAAAACAGUUUAAAGAAGAAAUUGAUCAACUUCAAAAAGAAUUAAAAGAAAUGCAAUCAGAGCAUGAGCAUUUGCAGAACGAAAAAGAAAAAUACAUUUGGCUGAAUAGUGACCUGAAACAAGCAUUGAAGGAGAGAGAAGAUGAACUUGUUGAAAACUUCAAACUAAAUGAUCAACUACAACUCAAGCUGGAAGAUCUAGAAUCAAAAAACAAAGCCCUUGAAACUUCAGUUAAAGAUCUCAACCAAAUUAUAGAACAGCUUGAAGAAAAGUCCCCUCUAAAGGCCUUGAAUAUUUCUGGUCCCAGGGUAGAAGAGAACCUUGGGCAGGUUCUAUGUGAUUUAGAGCUUAAAGAGAAAAAAGUAGAAAUCGAACAACUUAAGAAAAAACUGGAUUCGUUAGAACUUGAGUGCAGACAAAAGGAAGAAGAGGUUUCUCAACACGUAGAAACUGAGAAAAAACUCCAAGAUGAACUCCAAUCCAAGUGUGAGACAAUCGAUAUUCUGACUUGCACCCUAAAUGAAUUGAGGGACCAACUAAAAGUUUGUGAAAAAGAACUACAAGACCAAACAAAUAUUGCUAAAGAUCUGAGAACCAAAAGUGAAACAACGGAACGAGAUCUAUUAGCAAUCCAAGCUAAAUAUAACGAGCUGGAAGUACAGCUGGCCGACUCUUUGAAAAUUGCAACCCAACUAAAUUGUGAAAUUGCUAACAAAGAUGAAAAGAUUGAGCAAAUGAAGAUGUCGAUGGAAACUCUGACUGAGGAGAACAAUGAUUGUCAAAUGAAAAAUACUGAACAGGUAAGGAUUUUUAUUCAAUUUACUGUUGUUGUGACUGGUCUAGUGGGGUUUUACCGCUACCGCUAUCGCUGGAUUCUGGACCUGGACCUGGACUUCCUGGUGUCUCGUCCUACCUACUAUCGCUGUAUCGACUAUCGUUUCAACCUACCGAGGAUCUACAUUGUUGAAGGACCUCGUGUGUGCCUUAGCCUAUGGACUAUCGUGGGUCGACCCAUUCGUACCAAAAAACUUGAAGAAUGUGAGGAAAAAUAUUCUGAUCUCUCUUCAUUAGUUGAUGAGUAUGAUGGAAAUGGGAAAGAUAGCGAAGGUCAACGACUUAUUGCCCGACUGGGACAUCUUACUCAACGCAUUGAUAGAAUUCCCUUAAAUGAGACUAAUAAGGAGGAAUUUGAGGAUAAACUUGUAGAAUUAUUGGCAAAAAGUAAGAAAUUACUUGACUUAGUCACGAGUAAAGAAGAUAAAUCAAAUGUUGAUCCAUCUAGUGAAGAGGAAGAUCGUGAGAAGGAAGAAAGUGUCUCCAUGACGACAACGCCUUCAUAUUCAUCAUCUCAGAACAAAACAAAAUCCGUUCCAGUCUACAAGUGGGGACUUCGCUUCAAUAAUGAACAAGAACAAAGUGUAGCAGCAUUCCUUCAGCGAGUAGAGGAACUUAGAAGAGCUAGAGGAGUUAGCCAUCAGGAACUUUUCGAUUCAGCUGUCGAUCUUUUUGCUGGACCCGCACUGAAGGAAGAAAAAGAUGGAAAGAAAAAGGAAAGGCGUCCAUUUGAUCGCAACAUAGACCUGCAAGUUCACAGAUUUGAUGAGGCGCAGAAGAAGGCUAUAUUUAAAAAAGCUCAGCUUCUUGACACAAGAUUUUCAACUGGUGAAAGCAAAUUCUUGUAA